AAAUCGCCAACCUCCCUACAUUUUCCAUUCCGAAUUGUGCAGUCCAGAUUAUGGAUCAUCCAUGGAUUGAAGACUCAAUGAUCCAAACCAGUUCGUUCGGUCCAGAGUUGAUUUGGGGCUUGCCUGACAUGGGGCGACUCGUCCGACUUGGGUAGAUUUUCAAUGUUGACUCAGUGGUCCUAAACUGGACUCGAUCGAGUCCAAGUCAAUUUGGAUGAGUCAGCAAUCCAUGGGGUCAUUUAUGAUCCGGAUCGCUGCUUUUGCCGACUUAAAAUUAAGGUUUACACUAAUACGUUGAUGAACCUAGAAUUUCAAAUUCUAUCAUGAGUUUUGCUAAGCCCAGAUGCAUGUGGAAGGGAGCGCAUCUACAUUUUUCCGCUCCGAAUUGUGUGGUCCUGAUUAUGGGUCACUCAUGGAUUGAAGACUCGAUGGCUCAAACUGGCUUGUUUGGUCCCAAGUUGAGCUCGGACUCACGCGACUCAGUCGGUGACUUGUUUGAGCUGGGCAUAUUUUCAAUUUCUGUCUUGUGGUUCCAAACCGGAUCAGACUUGAUUGAGUCGAAGUCGGCUCGGAUGAGUCGCAUCCAACUUGGAUUGGUCAACAAUUGAUAGGAUCAUUUACGAUUUGCAUCGAGGUCCUAUUUGGAUUACUAAUUGCCAUGGUAAGGUAAAAGAAAAGUGUCAUCAUUAUGAUUUUACCACCACCAAACCAAACACAAGAAUCAUUAGUCAAAUACAGAUGUUUCCAGGAGAUAGGGCUAUCAACGGGCCGGGCCUGAGGAUGGCCUCGGCCUAGAUUUUGAAUUGUUUCAGGCUUGGCCGUCGGGCAGGGCCUAUUUAAAAAUUUGGUUUUGGCAGGCCCGAACCCCGCCCAUUGAUGGCUCCACUAGGAGACAGGUAAAAGAAUUUGUAAUCAUUGCAAUUUUCCAUGACAUUACCAUUGAAAUCUUGAAAACAAACAGCGAUGAUUUGACAUUGAAGUAAUAGAAAAAUGCCAUCAUUACGAUUUUACCACUGAUAAACCAAACACGGGAAUCGGCAGUCAAAUGUAGAUAUUAUCAAGAGACAGGUAAAGAAAUUAUAAUCAUCGCACUUUUCCUUUACAAUACGGUUUGCAAUAUUAUGUUGAUUAAGCUAUAAUUUCAAAUUAUAUGUUAAACAUGAGGAUUGCUAUGCCCAGAUGCAUGCGCAAGGGAUCGCAUCUACAUGCCACUCAAUGUGCCAACAGGGAGAAUGUGUUUCAAGUCCAGGUCCCACUGUGUAGAUAGCCCUGCCCAAAAAUCAGGCCAAUCCACUCAUCAAAUAUGGCCAUGUUAGAAACAAAAGAAUGGCUUACUAGAACUUGCAUUUUUUAAUUAAAAAUAAAAAUAAAAAUCUAGCCAUCUAUUUGUUUCAAAUCGUAGCUCAACCGAUCAGCUGAGGUCCGAUUUUUGGUCAAGGCCAUCCGCAACGUGGGACCCAUCUGAUGAACAGCUUGGACAUAGAGAUUUAUGAUGAUAGCAUUCGCCAUUUCCUAUAUAAAUUACAACACCGAUUUUUCGAUGCAUAACUAUUAUGUAUACUUGGUAGUAUGUACUGGAGCGACCCGCAUGAUCCUUGCGUGUGGAGGAAGUUGCGUACCACAUAACCAUUCUCAUAAUACAUACCAGAGCGACGAGGAAUUCAGAAGAGAAAGCAACGAUUGCAUUGUUCCAAGGAAACCCAAUACAGCAGCCAUGCUUCGCGAGGACGGAAGAUUUUCAUCACCAGAUGAAUGGCUGCAAUGGGGUGUAACAGCAGCUGAAAGUUUCAGAUUACCGAACAACUGUAGCACCAAAGUGGCAAAGCCGACCAUGGAAGAAUUUGACUUUGACAGACAAAUCUUGUCCAUUGAAUCCAACCACGUCCCUUCCAUUCACGAAAGCGAAAGCUCUGUAAACUACAGUGCUUGUGGAGACUUCUCUUUUGUUGAUUAUAGCACACCGAAUUCAGAUAAUUCUUCACAAAACGGGCAGGGAUUUUCAAAUGCUUGGCCUGAUUACCAGCUACAGAACAUGUGUGAGAGCAUCGACGGCCUAGGCGGCAUGUUGAUGGAUGACAUUUUCUUGGAUUCAUUACUCAAAGAAGACGCACGGGACGUGGAAUAUCCACACCAACCCGCAUGCGUAGUUCUCGAUUCUGAAUGGAGCUUGAUGUCAAGUGAGAAUCUUUUUUCAGACAUGAUUGUAGAUUCACAGAGAACCGUGAAAGGAUCAUCACGUACUGAUGGUUCAAAGCAUCUUCAAGAGAGUAGCUUUUCUCUACCAACAGGCAACCUAUCAGAUGAUCAAGAUGGAAAGGAAGAUCACCCACCAUCCUGUUUUGUUCCGGAUUAUUCCGAGGGAACUGAAAGUUUGCCAACCAUAAAGGCACCAUCGAUCGCAGUAUUGAACCCCACUCAACUAAAGAAAUCUGGCGAUGCGGCUUCAGAUGUCGAUGAAGAAUCCAUGGAGGCAACAGUGCUCCAAGAGCUCGUAGAUGUAAUGAGACAGAUGAACCAGAACACCCGAAUUGGCUUUCGGGAUGCCUUUUACCGUCUAGCUAAGGACUUGAAACAAAGACAUGAAUCAAAUGAAAGAAGUGCUGAAUUCAUCAUGGAUGAGCCCUCUAGUGCAACAAUCACAAUGAAAUAUUGAGGUAGGUAAUAUAUGGUAUUGAGGAAAAUCUUCCCACCAUCCUGUAAGCCUCUAUGCAAGUUUAGUGCCAAUUGGGAGGACCCAAGCGCCCUUCAUACGUCAUUCGGGCUAGGGAGAUGAAUCUGUCAUUCCAAAAUCCAGAUUGAAUGUUUUAGAAUCAUCCAGCUGGUGUAAAUAUUGGCAUAUGGCCCAUCCAUGAUGGGCCCUGCCAGGCGAGUGGUCCAGAUGUUUUACAUGUGUCAUGUGUCUGAUGGAGGUUCACAUGCUAAUUUCAGGCGAUCUAUGCAUGUGAGAUCAGCAUUCAUCCUUCUUGUUUUUAUAAUUUCUCAUUCCAAACAAAACAGAGCGUUGCUGAAGUGCAUUUCCUGCCGUGUACAUGAAAAACUGGGAUUUUCAAUGUGAGGGAUCGCCAUGUAGGUGGGUCGUAGCCAAAAAUCACACUGAUUGUGCAAUCCUAACCAUCUCAUUGUGUUUUUUGCCGACUGUUGCUCAUUUUUUUCCUCAACUUUGAGUGAACAAUCCAUUUGCAGGCCCUUGAUUGGAAAGAUAUCAUAGUUUGAUCCGUUGCUUUCUUUUGGGCCAUGGCCCAUCUACUCAAUGGCCCAUAAAAAACCAGGUUGUGUUCCUAUCAUGCAAACACAUUUACAAAAUUCAUCACAACAAAUUGAAAUUUGAACACUGUUGUCAGAUGUCUUCAAUCUGACUGAGAUCAAGGGUUUGUCGAUGCCAUCGAUAGACCACUCAAUGCCAUUGAGAAAAUCUAGAAAAAUCUCAGUUGUUCACUGUACAAUUUUGGAGUUGUUAUUCUAUGCCAUCAAAGGUAGCUUCGAUGUCAUCGACUGGUCUUCGAUGGCUGUCGAUGCCAUUGAAGGUCUCAUCGAAGGUGCGUGCGGAACUGUGUGAGUGUGCGAUUUGUUUCUAAUUCCAGUUGUGAUAGUAAAUAUAUCGGGUGUAAUCGGGAUUAAGGUAUUCUAAGUGAAUGUGAAGAUGUUCCUAAGGUGUUCCAAAGUAAAGCUAGGAUUUUGAGAAAGGAUUUUGGUGUUGUUCGGAUCGAUAAGUCCAUCCAUCUCUUGUAAUAUUGCUUCGUAGUGGAUUGUUUGUCGCUUUGUGCUGUGGUUUUUUCCCGCAAGAGUUUUUCCACAUAAAAAUCUUUGUUUGUGUUUGAUUUCACCUUGUUUGAUUGAAUUCGGGUUUGCUUCUGUGCGAUCUCCAACAAAAACUGCCCAAAUCACUUUCUUAACAACUUUCGAACAUUUAUGACCGUGCGGGUAGAACUGUUUGCUCUGUUGAUCAAAAUACAACAGUUGAUCCUCAGGUUUGGUAGGACGAAUCAAUGGGACCAUGACGACGUGAUGCAUCCUAAACUGAACUGCGGCCACCAGACCUUUCAUGCGCAGCAUUGAUACAUCUCAACAGGGAAGAACUUGAGAUACCCACAUCAAACAGUUACAGUUUGAAUCAGCCCACAGCCAUCCCUUGCCCCCAUUUGCCGGCGUCCUUACAUCCAACAUCAGCAGUCCGCCAGUAUAUGGAUUUUCAAGAUACCAGAAUAUAUUCUAGAUAUAAGUUGUCAUCAGGACAGCAAUGUCGGCCCUGCCAGCAACAAAUACAUUGUUUCAACAAACAGUUCUGCACAGCGAAUUCAACUGAAAUGAACAAAUAGCAACCUGAGAAAGCUGUUGUUCAUUAAUGGUUGCCUUUGCGGAUGCCCCAUGCAUGCCGAAUUGGCACACAUGCGCAAGAUCCCGCUGGCUCUUUAAAUGGGUACCAGUAUUCAUAUGACCUGACCCAAGAUCAGUCUCCUAUCAGGUGGGCCAUGCCUGUAAGCUGAAACUGUCCACUUGCUGUCGACUGUAGCUGAUUGUGUAAUAUAGAAGGAACUUCACAUAGAGCUACUACUGAUAAAAGGCAAUCCAAGAACUUUCUUUAUAUAUAUUAGAGAUCAUGAGAUUGUAAAGUUAUUGUAAUAUAAAUGCGAAAAAUACAAUAGAAGAUUGGACCACUGGUGUGAUCACAUUCGAUUGAAAUGGGCGAUCAGUUGGAUACGGAUUAGCAACUUGAGAUGUUUAA
Molecule: messenger RNA, 4723 nt
Organism: Magnolia sinica
Lineage: Eukaryota; Viridiplantae; Streptophyta; Magnoliopsida; Magnoliales; Magnoliaceae
Exons: 6
Coding region: 1490-2653 (387 amino acids)
Biological process (GO): circadian rhythm; regulation of DNA-templated transcription
Source: RefSeq, a predicted model, not a curated record